AUGAGUUGCUCCCAACAUCCAUGCAACUGUCAGAAGUUGCGUUUUUUGGUGCGUCUCAGUGAUGCUUUGUCGCAAGCUGCAGUGGAUUGCACGCAAGACUGGUUUUUUCUAGAUUUGCCGAUUUUUGCUUCUGCUCCUACAGAAACUGUAGGUGACCUGCUUUUGUUUGCCGCUGAAUUGGUUGGAAACAACCGACUGCGAGCGGGCUACUUGGCUCUCAGCGGAGGCCUUCCCAAUUCGCGAUUGUGGCAAUGUAAGACACCCUUACUUGUUGUUUGGAAUCACUUGCACAUCGCCUCGCUGAAGCUCACUGGGGAGGUUACUGCUUUCACCUCUCUGAACUCUGCCGACCACACAUCGCAGCUAGGCAUGAAUGAAGAUGCAAUGAAAGAAGAAGGUGAAUACUUUGCCAUGGCGUCCAUAUCCAGUCUGCCAGAGUGGGUGAUAUCUGACGAACUCAAAGAACUUCGAGAGAAUCGUGCAACUGGUCCUUGCCGUUUGCCUCAUGAAGAGCUAAAGGCCAUCCAGUCUGAAGAGCAGCACAAUGCUCUGCAGCUUCUGCAGCAAGCACUCCGAGCACUGAUGGUGCGCAAAGUCGCCUAG
This is a messenger RNA of Cladocopium goreaui, 603 nucleotides long. The record is from the annotation of a GenBank genome assembly. Lineage: Eukaryota; Dinophyceae; Suessiales; Symbiodiniaceae.